AUGGACUUUUGGUCACGAUUGUUGAGCCCUCUCUCGGCGGGCACGUCCCGCCAGGACCAGGCCAAGGACCCCGCCAAACGCCUGCACCGCUUCGAAAAGGAGUACGGCAGCCUGCUGUCGACAUGGCGCACGACCAACCUGCGCGACGGCGACGCGGCCGAGACGCUCGAGAUACGGCUGCAGGAGCUCACCAACAUCCUCAGCGACGAGAGCCGCCGGCCGCUGCCGCACCCGUGCAUCCAGUAUGCCUCCAUCAAGCAAAUCUACGUGCCCAUCGGCAAGAUCGCCACGGCCUCGCAUAACGAGUGGAUCAUCAAGGAGGCGGUGCUGCUGUUCGCGACCCUCAUCGAGAGCGAGGAGGAAGCCUUUGUUGAGAACCCGACAUUUUCCACCAGCCUCACCAACCUGCUCGUCCGCAUCACGGGCGCCGAGGGCGUCCAUCUCGGCCUCGACACCGAGUCCCGCGUCGUCGAGCUCGCCUUCAACAUCACCACCAAGAUCCGCCUCGACCCAUCCAUACUGCCCGCGUGGUUCAGAACACAGGACGAGGCCGCGCCGCAGGGCCGUAGUGCCAUCGCCGACGUGCCGGUGCCAGUGCCGGUGCCGGCGCCCUCCUCGGGCUUCGCCGGCCGCACACAACGAGCCGACUUCCCCCUCUUCUACAUCCUCGUCGACUACAUCCACCACGAGGGAAAGGUUGGCGACUUCGCCCGCACUGGCCUGCUCUACAUCAUCGAGGCCGCCUCGAGCUCCGCCGCCCUCGAGCAGUGGAUCGUCGAGAGCGACCUGUCCACCCUCAUGGCCACGGGUCUGGGCGCUCUCUACAGCCAGCUCAGCCGCAAGCUCGUCAUCGACCACCCGCCUCACGACCUGCCCCCGAUCCUCGCCCUCUCCGACUACCAGCACCCGACGUCGAGCUACGAAAUUGUCAGCUCCUGCUCCCCCGAGUUUCAGUCGCACCUCGAGACCUUUUUGUCUCAUCUGCUCUUCUGGCAGGACGUCUUGAACCACUGCAAGUCGGUCGAGGUCAAGUCGACCCUGCUCGAGCACUUUCAAGUUAUAUUUCUGCAGCAGCUGUUGUAUCCGUCGCUGCUAGAGUCCUCCGAUAUCGAUGGAGGCUCGUCGGUGGCCGUGCUGACAUACCUGCGGCGCAUCCUUGAGUCCCUCAACCACCCCGACAUGAUCAACCUCAUACUCCACUACCUCCUGGCCCUGCCAGACACGCUGCCCUCCAGGGAGCAGCCGCGGUCAUCCAUCAGCCUCGCGCGGAAGCGCAAGUCGAUGGACCUGGCGACCAUGAUGGCCGAAAAGUCCGAGGACGCCGCCACGCCGCUCCUCUUCAACCUCGUCGACCUUAUCCUCGCAUGCCUGCGCUCGCGGAACCAGCAGACAAUCCACGUCACCUUGCAGCUCGUCUCGGCCAUCCUCAAGCGGCAUCACCGCUACGCCGUCAUCACGCUGCUCAAGACGGAGGUGCUGCCCGCCAACUCGGUGGACCGCACCGUCGGUGCCCACGAGCAGGAGGUCGAGUAUCUCGUCUCGCUCGCGUCCUCGAUCGGCGGGCAAGGCAACUUUGACGAGACGUACGCCAACAUCCUCAAGGACACCAUGACACGCUUGGAGAGCCACCCGUGCUCGCUGCGGCUCGUGGCGCCCCGCGUCUCGACCAACAACCGCGAGCUGCCGGCUAUCCCCGACAGCCUGCCCGGCGCCCCCAGAGACAUCCGCGAGCACACGCUGCGUGCGGAUGACCCGCUGCUUAACGCCAUCCUGGACCUGCUCGAGACCUUUUUCGUCAACCCAGUGGAGACGAACCUCUCGGUGUCGGAGACGCUGGUGGACCUUGCCAUCUGCGGGUACAUGAGCAUCGAGGGCUGGCUGGCGCGCAGUCCGAGCGGCUACGCAUAUGCUGGGGACGGCGAACACGACGACGCCUCGGCGAGCGAGGUGGAGCCCGUCGCCCCAGACGCAGAGGCAGAGAGGCUCAGGGCGCUGAAACGGUGCAGGACGCGCCCCGAAUGGUCGACGGGCACCCUGCCGCGGAUCCUGGCGAUCCUGCAGCGGCUGUGCGACCAAGUCUCGUCGUACCGCGAUACGGUCCCCCGCUUCGACGAGCUACUACAGCAGCGUCGCGAGGCGUUCCAGACCGCCGAUACGAUGCUGGACAACCCCCCGCGGAAGGCGUCUCCGCAGCCGCCGCUCCAGGGAACGCCCGAGCGCCCGAGCAUGGACGAGGUUCUGCGCACGGGGUCGCCGUCGCGGCCGUCGGCCCUCGAGGGUUUCGCUCAGCGUCUCCUCUCGGAGCUGGGCACGCCGAGCCGCUCCGCCAGCCCCAAGGGCCGCAAGGAGCAGAGCCGCAGCUCCGGCACGUCGACGCCCGGCGGCGUGCAGCCCGAGCUCAUGACACCAAACGCCAUCCGCGUGCCGCCCAAGGAGUUUCCCAUCAACUACGCCGACCCGAGCCGCAGCGGCGGCGCCCGCAGCCUGUCGCCCGGAAGCGCCGCCGGCGACGCGCUCGACGACCGCCGCCGCCGAGACAGCAGCGCGACUAGCCAGGCGUCGGCGUUUGCCGCCAUCGACCAGAGCACCCUCGCUAGGCGCGUCGGCCUGCCGGACGACAGGCUCAAGCCGAUUCCCCUGCGCCUCGACAGGCCCGCCCGGAGCGUGCCCGAGGAGCUGGCCGCCGGGGCGGCGCCGGAGGAGGAGCACGGGGCAAACGCCGAGGAUGCCUCCGAGACUGGCGCCGUUGGAGCAGCAGCUGCAGAGGUUGAGGGAGCCGUCGAUGCGGCGGCCUACGAAGAGGAGGAAGAGGUACAGGUGUCGGUCUCACACGUCAUCACAAACGUCAUCAUAUUUCAGUCGUUUCUCUUGGAGCUGGCCGGCCUGAUGCAGGUGCGCGCCGGCCUAUUCGACGAGGUCCGCUACGUGUGA
Molecule: messenger RNA, 2931 nt
Organism: Purpureocillium lilacinum
Lineage: Eukaryota; Fungi; Ascomycota; Sordariomycetes; Hypocreales; Ophiocordycipitaceae
Source: RefSeq, a predicted model, not a curated record